AUGAUGUGUUCUUACUGCUUUGAAACAGUGAUAUCAGAGAACUCUUAUGAAGAGCACCAACUCAGCGGAGCGAAAAAUAAAAAAUAAUUUCGCAAGCGAACUUUAAAAUUAGUCGUGAAAAAAUCCCCUUAAACGGUUGUUGCAUAUUAUAUUACGGAGAACCGGUUUGACUCGAAACUUUAAAUUACACCCAGAGCGAUGGGUAGCUCAAAGUCCAAAAUAGGUACACCAAAAAAUCCUCUACAAGAAUUGCAGUUAAAAGAAAUUUUGCGCGAACAGAAAAUCAAGAAAAGAGAAAAACAGCAAAAGGCUCUUCGAAAAAUUCAAGAAAAAAAUAUUAAAAAACAACAGAAACAUCAAAAACACAAUCAAAAUACAAAAAACGAUCGGGAAAUUUCGGAGUCUCAACAAAGUUAUCAGCUAAAUCAACAGGAGUAUGAGUUAAAAAUCGAACAGAGCCUAAAACAUCAAUUGGAUAAUGAUCUUUGUGUGUUUAUUUUAAAUCAGAUGGCGUUUACGUUGCAAUUCUUCGGGAACUUUGAACGAGAAAUAUCAGCAGCUUACGAGUAUCUUUGGAAGCAAAUGGAAAAUAAUCUCAAUCAGCAAUUCGAAGAACAUUCUGUUCUUAUGUCGAAUGCUUUGGACGCAGCUGUGGAAAAACGUGUGAGAUAUAAACCAAUGCAUGGCCCAGAAAAAUACUCCUUUCAACCUUUGCAACCCCAAACUAUGUACGUUGUGUUCGAAAACAUAGAUAUUGCCCGACCAAAUGAAGCUAACUACGACUCUCUAUCUCCAAUUUGCAAGGUUGACAUGGAAACGGAUUUUUACAAAACAACUCCAUGUAGCGCUGAAUACGCUUCGAUUCUCAAAAGUACCAAAUGGAAGGGUUAUGUGCGGCUGAUGCUUCGAAAUCCACACCUCGGAAAUGCUAACGGCGUCGUUGUUCGGCCAAAGUCAAUAGCAACUUCUGAUGAAGGCAUUUAUUUUGCUUCUGAGAGUACGAUAUCAUCGUCAAGCGUUAGACGACGUGAUGGAUUUCGUUAUUCCAACAGUAGUGGAUACAAUUCUGGUCCUGAGUAUGACUAUGCUUACAUCACUCAUCUAAAUUCACAUCAUCCUCUGACAGAAUUAGCAAUGACAAACAUCCAGGUUGACACAAAAAUUUUGCCCGAACCUUGUGUUGCUAAUUUUCAUGAUUUCAUUGAAAUUCCAGAUGAGGAUGAGGAAGAUGAAGAAGAUGAGGAGGCACUGGAAGAAGGGUUAGAUUUUGAUGAAGAUUUUCAUCUGAAACACUUUUCCAAAUUCAACUAUCCACCAGUCAAGUAUUUGAACUCAAAAGAAUUCAUGAGAUACUUUGCGGAAUUGCUUCGUCGAAAACUUGCCCCAAAACUUGGUCUCAGUGAAGAUGAGUUCGUGAAUGGAACAUACAGAGGUGCUUCAAUACACACGAAGAGCUAUGAAAUUAUUCCGGCCAUUCAUGUAGCUCACAAUGCCCAGAAUUGGCCUGACUGUGCUUUUCAAUUUAAACGACGUGAGCGUCCAACUCGAACGAACCCUUUGACGAAAAAACACUUUCAAUGGCCAACUCCAGAGAUGAUUAAACGAGUUGAGACUUUUGGCUUUCAUGUCAUUCCAAUGGGACACGCUCCCAAAAGGCAAAGAAAUCCGUAUCGAGAAAUCGAGUGGAAAAUUAUAUUUCCGAAAGCGGAACGGUUUCUAGAAACAACCCUAACCAGCACCCAAAUAAAAGUCUUCAUGAUUGCUAAAGCACUUGUGAAAGCUUUUGUGGAACAGCACGAGAAGGAUAACACGUUGAUGUUUACCAUGGAUCAUCUUAGGACACAUUUAUUCUGGGAAUGCGAAAAAAACUACGUGACCUGGCCAGAGGAAUUUCUGGGAGGCGUGCUUAUUCGUUUCAUUAAGGCCUUUAUGACUCGCCUGCGGGAAAAGUGUCUUCCGGACUUUUUCAUUCAAGAGAGAAAUCUUUUCGAGAGCAUUCCCGAGUACUCAUUGGUUCGUCUACACAGUGCAUUGGCAGAGAUAAUAUCCAAUCCGGUUAUGCAUGUGAUGAUAGCUUUAAGAAACCUUUAUCUUGUAGAUGACUUUAUACCGAAAAUGGACUACAAGAAAAUCUACAACAAUUUGAUCGAAUGUAACUAUUUGAAGUUGAAGAACCUGUCGAAGAAUUCUAAGAUUGUUCCCCUACUAGAAGGCAUGAAAGCAGAUCUAUCUGGUAUGCUUGAAGAAACAACUGAUGUUCAUGGAUUGAUUGGCUUCGCCCAGCAGAAGGAAAAGAUCAAAGGACCCAUGAGACGACGAACUCUGAUGAUGAAGCAGAGCAUUGAGAUGAGACGCAGAAAAGAAUUUGAAAGGAACAGAAAAUCAGUGGAUUCGAUUGAUUUAGAGUUUGUCUUUACCAAAAACUUCAAAGAUUCUGACAAAAAAAAAGAUUACAACCAGGGCAUUGAGAAUCUUCGCCGAACUAACAUUCUCGAGAUAAUUCUGGACAAUUUGAUUGCGAUGGGCGAGACUUAUACAAAAUCAAAGGAGUACCGUUCAAUUUACCUAGCUAGAAUAUAUCUUAAUCAGGCUAAGAGACUUUGUAAGUUCUACAGUGGCUAUGGUUGUGAUAUGGGUGCCAUUGAAUAUAUAUCCAAGAUUCAAACAAUCGAAUCCCAGAUCGCUAUACUUAGCAACACAGAGUCAAAUAUUCCACCACCAGCAUUGCCCAUUCGUACGAGUCUUGAGCCUUUAAGUUCAUUUCGUCCACCUUAUAUGGAUUCUCCUAAAGUUAAGGAAUCAAGGUCAGAUGUUUACUUAUGUCAAAGUUCCUUGUCUCAGCUAGAGUCAACCAAAUAUGAAAGGGAAGGAAGACCCUCGAUCAAAUUUGCAAAUCCCAUAGAAGAAAAUCCUCCAAAGCAGCACAUAACGAUAAAGGCUGAUAUUCAUGAAAAUGAUUCCAAUUUGAUUGGGUACAGGGAACCUAGAAGGUCAAUUAAAUUUUACGAUGAGGCUGCAAGUCCAACGUUUAUAUUUCAAUUUGAUGAGAAUGAUUGGCUGCAGAGGCAAUCAUCCGUUGAUACGGAAAAACCAAGCAAAAGAAACUCAGAAAUAAGGAUACACAAGCCGAGCUUGAAACCUCCUCAGUUCAAAAAGAAGCCAAGAUAUCCGAGUUCCUCGUCAUCGGAUACGGAUACUGAUAGUGAAGAAGCUCAAAGGCCUCCGUCGUUCAACAAAUUUGACAACAAUAGUCUAAUAGUCCCUACGACAUCAGUUCCAUUCAGACGUACAGAUAGUAUACAGACUCCUGGCCUACCACCUACGACAAUUGAAUCCAUCAAGUUUAAAAGACAGCAACAUCAGUAUUCUCCUCGAUCCAAAUUGAAUCCAACUAAAAAGGAAAGUCUACUUAGUGCUGAGGCAUUGAAUACCAAAUUAAAUGAAGUCAAUUUCAUUCCAAAUACUCCAACAACAAUACUCCGAUUUGAAAAUGGCAUAGCUGAUUAUCAGCUUCAACAUUCACCUAAAAGAAUUUCCCGAUUAUCAUCUUACUCAAUGGAUUCUCCAGCUGUUUUCGAAAAACGUCGUACUCAGUUAUCAUUGAAAAACACUGAAAGUAUUAUCUUAGUGAAUGGUGUCAAUGACACUGAAACAUCAGAAUUAUAGAAUUCUUAUUAAUUUAUAAUACAAAUAAAUCAAAGAACUACUAUCAGCAAUAAGAUUGGGUGAUUUUAACAAAUUGUAUAAAUAUAAAAAUAGAGUUAAGAAAAAUACGUACAUAUGUACUCGUAUGUAUGUACAGUAUAAAAAUAAAAAUAUUGUUUUGAAUCGCCGACUUUUGUGUUAAUUAGAUUUUAAUAGCUUUUUGAUUGCAGAUACUUGUUUAAUCGAUAACUUAUCUUAUCGAGAACACAUUUUAUUAGACGCGUGCUUAUUCACCACAAGUACAAGUUUAUGUACUUUUUAAAUAAUUUCAAAUCACUUUGAUUCUUAAAAAAUAUCCAAAAAUCGUAAAUUCUAUGAUGCGUAUGAAGUACAAUAAACUUUAAAAUUAACUAAAACCAACUCACAUCGACACCAUGCUCGGCAUAAAAGUCUCCAGUUCCCAUUGAGGCAUACAACUUA
Eupeodes corollae is the source of this 4125-nucleotide messenger RNA. RefSeq lists its product as uncharacterized. The coding region runs from base 199 to 3666 and encodes 1155 amino acids. The transcript has 4 exons. The record is from RefSeq and is a predicted model, not a curated record. Lineage: Eukaryota; Metazoa; Arthropoda; Insecta; Diptera; Syrphidae.